AUGAUUGGAACUCCUGGCAAAGGAAUAACCGCUUGCGACGAGGGGCCGGGUACGAUUGGCGAUCGAUUCGCCGCCGUCGGAAUUGAAAACACUGAGGAGAACCGCAGGUCAUAUCGGCAGAUCCUCUUUGAAAGCCCAGGUUGCGAACAAUACCUUUCGGCUGCGAUUCUCGACCCAGAGACGAUUUAUCAGAAGAGCACCAACUCUGGCGAUCUUUUCCCCAAGGUGCUGAGUGACAGAGGAAUCGUACCCGGGAUAAAACCCCACCUGAAGGUAUAUGCGCUUCCAGGUCAGGAUGGAGCCACUGUGAUGCAGGGCUUGGACUCCCUCGCCCCUCGCCUCGCAGAGUACAAGGCUGCUGGUUGCGAGUUUGCAAAGUGGAGAUCUCCGCUCGAGAUCGACGUCUCCGCCGGGCAGCCUUCUGAUUUGAUCAUCCAAGCUAACAUGCGAGAUCUCGCUCGAUACGCUCUCAUUUGCCAGGCAGAGGGUCUCGUUCCUAUUGUCGAGCCCGAUAUCUCCUUGAAGGGAGACCAUGACUUGGAAACAGCCGUCAGAGUGAAUGUGAAGGUCCAGUCCGAGCUUUUCAAGGCUAUGCUCGACCACGGCGUGUACAUGGAAGGAGCAGUCCUGAAGAGCAACAUCGUGAAUCCCGGUAAAGCCUGCAAGACGAAAUACACGGUAGAUGAGAUUGCCGUGGCGAACUUGGCUGUGUUCCGACGCUGCUUACCCACCGCAAUCGUCACCGCGAACUUCCUCUCCGGAGGACAGUCUCUCGAGGAUGCCUCCGCACGUUUAAACGCGAUCAACAAGCACAAGACGGCGAAAGAUCCUUGGAACCUUUCCUUCUCUUGGUCUGCGGCGUUGCAAAUGCCGUUAUUUCAGCUCUGUAAAGGCAAAGACGGUCUGCAGCUCGAGGCGAUGAGUGAGCUGUAUUUGAAAGAGCUAGCCAUAGCGAGCGCCGCGGCUCGCGGUGAACACGUCCCAGGAGCGGGCGAGGGCGAUCACGCGAUAGCGUGAGGUGCGAGUACUGCCUUUGAUGAACUACGUGCUUUUAUUAAGAAUCGUCUGCUUUC
Micromonas commoda is the source of this 1073-nucleotide messenger RNA. RefSeq lists its product with no specific name. The transcript has a single exon. Bases 310 to 1017 code for a protein of 235 amino acids. Gene Ontology annotation, molecular function: fructose-bisphosphate aldolase activity. NCBI's taxonomy places the organism in Eukaryota, Viridiplantae, Chlorophyta, Mamiellophyceae, Mamiellales, Mamiellaceae. Gene Ontology annotation, cellular component: cytosol. The record is from RefSeq and is a predicted model, not a curated record. Gene Ontology annotation, biological process: fructose 1,6-bisphosphate metabolic process; glycolytic process.